Penicillium bovifimosum is the source of this 336-nucleotide messenger RNA. RefSeq names its product J domain-containing protein. Bases 1 to 336 code for a protein of 111 amino acids. The record is from RefSeq and is a predicted model, not a curated record. The transcript is spliced from 2 exons. Lineage: Eukaryota; Fungi; Ascomycota; Eurotiomycetes; Eurotiales; Aspergillaceae.
AUGUCUUCUCCCAAAGUAACCAUUGACGCCUAUGCCAUCCUGGCCGUUGCCCGCGAUGCUAGCACUCAGGAAAUCAACGCUGCCUACAAGCGUUUGGCUCUGAAAUUCCAUCCUGACCAUGCUGGCAACACUGAAACCAACAAUGAAAAGUUCAGAGAGAUCAAUGAGGCUGUCGAAAUCCUUCGUGACUCCAAGAGCCGGGGACGGCUUGAUGCCCAAUUGAAUGGAAAGCGCAAGAGAGCGCGCGCUCCUGAUGAAUUUUCGUCUUCCUGCAGCGGGCGGGCAAAGAGAGAGCGCCGCUCCGAGUGCCCCUCUGAGCGCCAAUCCCAGGACUAA